AUGUACUUCUCAAGAGCAACCAUCGUCUCCGCCAUCUUCGGCCUCGCAUGCGCACAGGAGUCUUCCAUGUCUAUGUCCAUGGGCUCUGCUACUGAGCCAACUCUCUCCUCAGCAGUACUCGGCAGCGUCUCGACCUCCACACCGGCCGCAAUGGCAGGUAUGGUCAUGACGCACGUAGUCCAAGUCGGAGGACCCAACGGAAGCCUGACCUUCUCUCCCUCCAACAUCAAGGCACAGCCCGGAGAUCUUGUCCAGUUCCAAUUCCACCCCAAGAACCACUCCGUCGUCCAAUCCACCUUCGACAACCCAUGCACCCCCAUCCAAAACAUCAUGAGCAACAAGACCGACGCCUUCUUCUCCGGCUUCAUGCCCACCAACGCCUCCCUGACCGCCACAAGCCAAGUCCUUACCUACACCAUCCGCGUCGCAGACGAGAAGCCCGUCUGGUUCUACUGCUCCCAAGGCAAGCAUUGCCAGGCUGGUAUGGUCGGUGCCAUCAACGCUCCCGCAUCCGGCAACAAGACAAUGGAAGCCUUCGUCGCCCUCGCCGCUCAAGCUACUGAGAACCUCUCCCCCGGCCAAGCUGCUGGCUCUGGUGGCGCAUCUGGAAACACACCUACCUCGCCUUCAGCUGGCGGCGGCGCAAACUCUGGCACUGAUGGCACCUCUGGUGGCGCUGCAGGUGGCGAUGCUAGCGGUACUGCCAGCGGUGCUCCUGCCCAGCAGACUGCCAACACUGCGGCGGCUGGUUUCAGCGCCCAGACCUUCAUCGGCGCUGCGGCGGCUGCUAUUGUUGCCGCUGUCGCCGUCUUGUAA
Molecule: messenger RNA, 816 nt
Organism: Alternaria novae-zelandiae
Lineage: Eukaryota; Fungi; Ascomycota; Dothideomycetes; Pleosporales; Pleosporaceae
Exons: 3
Coding region: 1-816 (271 amino acids)
Molecular function (GO): electron transfer activity; copper ion binding
Source: RefSeq, a predicted model, not a curated record